This is a messenger RNA of Oryzias melastigma (Indian medaka), 6278 nucleotides long. RefSeq names its product bromodomain-containing protein 4. The record is from RefSeq and is a predicted model, not a curated record. NCBI's taxonomy places the organism in Eukaryota, Metazoa, Chordata, Actinopteri, Beloniformes, Adrianichthyidae. Gene Ontology annotation, cellular component: chromatin; nucleus. The transcript is spliced from 22 exons. Gene Ontology annotation, biological process: positive regulation of transcription elongation by RNA polymerase II; chromatin remodeling. The coding region runs from base 327 to 4670 and encodes 1447 amino acids.
GGGAGGAGCCGAGGAGGUGACAUUUCAGCUGGCGCGCGAGCUGGCCCUCCCCCUUACGUUUGACGUCAUUGACGUAGAACGGGACUGUUUGUUCUGGAUUUGGGGCGAGGAAGGUCUGCGAUUGCUGACAAGCGCCUGAAGAAGGAAACUGCUGCCUUACCAACUGAGAUGACCGCAGUGGCAUAUUAGACCAUCGCUGCACAGCAUCAAACAUAGAGUCGCGUGGGGAGUGUAAUGGCCUGAGGGGGCCCCCUUCACUCCCACCUGCCCUCGCCAGGUCCAGUCUGCCUAAACUGUCUGCUCAGCCACUGCAACUCAAAGCUGCGAUGGGAGACGGACUGCAGGCAGGCAGCAGCCAGAACCCUCCUUCUGCCCCACCACCUAUUCCCUUCAACCCCCCACCCCCCGAAACAUGGAACCUUACCAGACCCAAGCGCCAGACCAACCAGCUGCAGUAUCUGCAUAAAGUGGUGUUGAAGACAUUAUGGAAACAUCAUUUUGCAUGGCCCUUCCAAGCACCUGUAGAUGCAGUUAAACUUGGUUUGCCUGACUACUAUAAGAUCAUCAAGACUCCUAUGGACAUGGGGACGAUAAAAAAGCGUCUCGAGAACAAUUACUACUGGAAUGCCCAGGAAUGUAUCCAGGACUUCAACACAAUGUUCACAAACUGCUACAUCUAUAACAAGCCCGGGGAUGAUAUUGUCCUGAUGGCCGAGGCCUUGGAAAAGCUCUUUCUGCAGAAGAUCACAGAGAUGCCACAGGAAGAGACAGAGAUUUCUGUGGUGACCAAAGGGCGGCGAGGCGUCAGACGGGAGCUGGGUCUGUCAACAAAAUCAGAUUCAGGCCAUGAGUCCUCAUCCCCAUCGACCACCCCUAACACAAGAGGCUUUUCAUCCCCAUCGACCACUCCACAAAACCGUGGUGCACCAGCCCCUUUGCAGUCGCAGCCCAUGUCACAGUCUCUGUCGCAGUCUCUGUCACAGUCUCUGUCGCAGUCCCUGUCACAGUCCCUGUCGCAGUCCCUGUCGCAGUCCCUGUCCCAGCCUCUACCGCAACCCAUGUUGCAGUCUUUGUCACAACCCCUGUUGCAGCCCAUGUCCCAGCCCAUGUUGCAGACUCUUUCCCAUCCGCUGUCGCAGCCUCUUCCGCAGCAGCUGACCCAGCCUCUCUUCCAGCCCCUCACACAGUCCUUGUCGCAGCCUUUAUCGCAGCCUAUGUCGCAGCACAUGUCACAGCCGAUGCUGCAGCCAAUGUUGCAGCCCAUGCCACAGCCGCUGUCACAGCCCCAGCCUCCACGCGUCCCUCCCACACCCCCCAACCACGCUCCUCACCUGGUCCCCUCAUUCCCCCUUUCGACCCCAGACGUCCUGGGUCAAGGAUUGGCGACUGUCGCUCCUCCAGCUGUAACGCACCCAGGCCUUCUUCCUGCCCCCAUGAUGCCUAGCACCCCAGCUCUCAUUAAGCAAAGAAAGAGUCAGAAAAGAAAAGCCGACACCACCACACCCACGGCCAACGACCAGCUGAGCGAGUCCCCCCCUGUAUCUGACGCGACUCGGCCCCGCCGAGACGCAGUCCGGCCACUAAAGCAACCCAAAAGAGACACCUUACAGCCAGACUCCCAGCAUCACCUGGGAGGGGUCUUGGAGACGGGAGGGACGGUGACGCCGAAGCGUCAGGAGCAGCUGCGCUUUUGUGCACGCCUCCUUAAAGAAAUGUUGUCUAAGAAGCACGUGGCGUACGCCUGGCCUUUCUACAAGCCCGUCGACGCUAAAGCUCUCGGCCUCCAUGACUACCACGACAUCAUCAAGCACCCCAUGGAUCUCAGCACCAUCAAGAAAAAAUUGGACAAUAGGCAGUACAGAGAUGCACAGGAAUUUGCUGCAGAUGUCCGGUUGAUGUUUUCCAACUGUUACAAGUACAAUCCUCCAGACCAUGAUGUGGUUUCCAUGGCGCGCAAAUUACAGGAUGUGUUUGAAAUGCGUUUUGCCAAAAUGCCCGACGAUCCCGAGGAAACCACCCCUGUUCCCGCUCCAUCACUGCCCCUCCACUCUGCACCUUCCUCUCGACAGGCUCCGCCUCCUGUUGUUUCAGAAGAUGACAGCUCCAGCUCCUCAAGUUCAGAGUCCUCAGGAGGAGACUCGGAACACGACAGACAGCAGCGACUGGCUGAGCUCCAGGAACAGCUCAAGGCCGUGCACGAGCAGCUGGCCGCACUCUCUCAGCCGCAGGCCAGCAAGCCCAAGAAGAAAGAGAGGGACAAAAAGGAAAAAAAGAAAGAGAAGCAUAAAAAGAAAACGGGAGUGGAGGAACCUGUAGAGACUCAACUCACCAUGCUCCAGAAUUUAAAGAAGAACAAGAGCAACAAGGAGGCUGUGGUGGUGAAGAAAGAAAGGAAAAAGCCCGGGAAGAAAGAAGGAAUUAAAAAUAAUCGCCCAGCUGUCCCCCCUCCGUCAGGCCCAGUCCCUCUUGUUCCUUCAGCUUCCCUGGAAGCAGAGGACAACCUCGAUGCGUUCGUUGGCAUGCCUGCUGAUAGAUGCAAGCCCAUGUCCUACGAGGAGAAGCGCCAGCUGAGCCUGGACAUCAACAAAUUGCCUGGUGAUAAACUGGGUCGAGUCGUGCACAUAAUCCAAACCCGAGAGCCUUCGCUGAAGAACUCAAACCCUGACGAGAUCGAGAUUGACUUUGAAACGCUCAAACCCUCAACUCUGAGAGAGCUGGAGAAGUACGUGUCCAGCUGCCUCAAGAAGAAGAAGAAAGCUUCAGUGGAAAAGUCUCUGGAAAUGACAAAGAUGAAGACGGGAUCCUCAUCUUCUGGCAGCAGUGACUCGUCUGACAGUGAAGACUCGGAUAAUGGGCUGGUUCCCAAGCCACAGAAAACCCAGCUGACCAACAAGGACACAAAGGGACCGCUCCAGCAACCCCUCGGCAGCGGGAUGGGCCCGGCCGCUUCUGCUCCUCAGCCGCAGCCUCAGCUAUUCCAGCCCAAACCGCCGUUUGCUCCGCCUCCUCCCGUCCCCGUUUCCGUGCCCUCUCUGGACUCCUCCCAGCUAAUGACUCCGGGGUUUGAUCCUCUUCCUCACUUCAUGAAUUCUCACCUGACUCAGCCCAACACGGAGGCCAGUUCAGCCAUCCCCACUGCCAGCGCCCCCGCCGCCCCCGACCUCAGCGCAACCAGACCCAUCCAGAUGCCGCCUGAGACACACCCCUUCCUAAACCAACACCCAAUCAUAGCCUCCCCAGCAGUUCAUAAUGCUCUUCCCCAGCAACCAUCCAGACCUAGCAACCGCGCCGCUCCACUUCCACGCAAACCCCCACAGCCGCCUCCACCCUCUCUACCCCCCAUCCCUCCAUCAUCCUCACCCCAGCUGCAGCCCACACUUCCCCUCAACCUUCCCCAGCCCGUCCCCCGGCCACGGCUCCCUUCGCCACCAUCCCAUGGCAUCCUGGGUACUCUUUCGGCGCAGCCUCCCCAAGCUCUGCUCGAGGACGAUGAGGAGCCAACGCCCACGAACCCUGAAACCCCCCCACUCAGUCAAGUCCACAACCUCCUGCAGUCGCUUCAGGCUAGGCCCGCCCCACCGCCGCUGCCCCAACACUCGCCCGUGCAGGUCGCCCCCCCGCUGGUGUCGGCCCUGAACACGGUCAUGUCCUCCAGCGCCCCCGCCCUGCCGCAGAGACACAGCUCCGGGUUCAUGCCGCAGUCGUUCCAGCAUGCACACGCGCAGUCCCAGCAGCAGAAGGGGGCGCUGCUGCAGCAGAAGGUGCAGCAGCUGCAGCAGCAUCAGCAGCAGCCAUCGCCACAGAACAAACCAGAGCCUUUCUCCACAGGCUGUCUGCAUGAUAGUCCGCCUCCUAUGAUGAUGCAUUCUCCUCAGAUGCCUCAGUUCAACACAAUGGGACAACAGUCACCUUCACAGACCAAAAAACAUGAGCCGAGGUCCAACCUGGUUGGGGUAAAGGAGGAGAAACCCUCCCUCUCUCCGGUUCUGCCUCCUUCUCCCUUCAGCCCAGCCGUUCGCCAGGAUUCACACAAACCUGAGAGCAAACCCAGGUCUGAUACAAAGUUAUUGGAGGAUUCUCGCCCCGUUCCCCGCCUCCCAGUCUCUCCAGCUAUGCCUUGUUCCCAGGACAGCAAAAUCAAGCAAGAACCCAAAACUCCAAUCGCACCCAAAAAGACACAGUUCAAGAACAUGGGCUCCUGGGCCAGCCUGGCACAGAGUCAGUCCACGCCGGCGUCUCAAGUGCGGUCCUCCAGUGGCAGUUUUGAGCAUUUCAAACGGGCUGCCAGAGAAAAGGAGCGGGAACGACAGCUGAAAGCACAGGCGGAGCAAGCCAGGCGAGAGCAGGAAAAACUACGUCGUGACGACGACGACACGGUGGAGCACGUGCGUCGAGCACAAGGAGAAACCCGCCGUAGUCAGGAGCAACAGUCACCGCUUGCACCUGCGCCUCAAGCUACAACUCCGCCCACACAUUCACCACAAGCCCCGCCUGCACCACAACAAGCCCCGCCCCCACCGACCUCAGCUGCGCAGAAUGCUCUGGACCAGCAGAGGGAGAUGGCUCGCCGGCGUGAACAGGAGAGGCGUAGACGGGAGGCGAUGGCUGACACCAUCGACAUAAACUUUCAGAGCGACCUGAUGGCAAUUUUUGAAGAAAAUCUCUUCUGAAAAAAAAGAGAUGCCGCCACCCUGUUGUGACACAUCAGCAACUGACCAUAAGAAUAGAAGAGUGCACCGGCGCACACGGUUGCUGCUCAGCAAAACGCACCCACAUCACACAGACUUCAUAGAGACUCUCCCUUUCUUUCAGUAGUCGAGACAGCUGGCUUGUGUCCUGUGAAUAGAAGGGGGUUGAAAGCGGUUCGGCAGAACGAGCGGCUCCACCAAGGAAGCCACCGGUGAUGACGCUUAAACAAAAGCUUCGGUUAAUUUAAAAAAAAUAAUAAAAAGAAAAAAAAAAAAAAAGUUCAACGAAAACUUUUCCCUGGCGUGUGAUACUAAGAGGCUUUUUUUUUCUUUUUCUAAAUGAAACAGGUGGACAUAUGAAUAAUCUGCUCUUACGUGUUCCUCUCACUAAACCUCGUCUAUCAGUUAGUGUUUGGUUUCCCUGGGAUGCUCGGGCGGAGGGGUCAGGCCUCAGCCAUCUUCUGAGAGGUUAUUGUUUUUCUCAGGACACAGCGGGGAGAGAAACACCCGGACGCUCUAAGACGUCCUUCCUUUUCACUUCCUUGAACUUCUCCCUGCAGCUUGAACCGUGGGGGGGGCCUCGUUACGUUCAAGUCGAGGAGUCGCUUUCCAACCGUUUCAGAGUCUGUCCUUUGCCUUAGUGCUCUGGCCUGUAAACUAAUGACCCCGCCCUUCAAAUUAUACAUACUAUAUAUAAAUAGAUACAUGAAUAUAUAAAUAUAUAUUAUAUACAAUAAGGCUGCGAAAAAGAUAUUAAGAAAUUCUGAUUGUGGGGAGCAAAGCUCGUCUUUGUGUUCAUCUUUGGUUUGAUUUUGUAGAAUUUACUGUAAAGAAGAGGAAAAACUUUUUUAAUGAUUCUAUUGAGAGGAUUGUUUUGUCUGUGUUGUGCUUUCACACUUCCCCCUUUUUUUUUCCCUGUCCAUGCCAAAAACCAAUCGAUUCAGUGCUGAACGUUCCCUCACAUCUGUUUUUUUAACAUGUAAAGUGUUUUCUUCUCACUUUAUACAAGAGCCUGUUUUUAUUGCUAUUUAAUUCUCCUUUAUUCUCCUUUUAAAUCAGAAAUUAUGCAACAGUUUGUGAAAGUGAUGAAGCGGUUUCAAGGCAGUUAUGACUACUAGGUCCCAAUUUUUUUGUUUUGUUUUAGUGCAUCCAAUAAUUCACUUCUUACAUGUUUAUUUUUGUUUGUUUUCCGCCCGUCCUGUCCUCUGCCGUCAUCUCCACUGCAGUCUGUAUGAAAUGCUUCCUUUAGUUCUCCAUCCUCCAUGUUAACAGUUUGGGUCGCUUGUACACCAUUGUGUUCUUAUGGAAGUGAAAGCUCCGCCCCCUCCAGUUUCUGUUGGUUGGCCCAAAAAAACCAAGCGUGUUUUCAAUUCUAUAAUCACUUUUUUUUUUUUAUCUCUUCUUUUUACAAGUUCGUUUUGAACAUUUCUUCUCUUUACCUUUUACUGUUUUCUUUUGAUUUUAUUAUACUCAGAACAAUGUGUUUGUAUGUUGAUGAGUGAGGCAUUGAGGUCAGCAAGUUCAUCUUCAGAUAAUUGAGCAUCCUUUUUUAAGAAAAGUAUUAAAAUGAUUAAAAAAAGAUGGUUCUGA